GUUUUCUGUCGAGCAGGCGCUGUUUUAAUUUUUGUUUAAACCUCCCCCCACCUACACCCCCCUCCCACUGGAGAAUUUCACCCAGCAUUGCGGAAAAGAUUAUGGAGAUUGGAGGCGACAGUCAGAUGACGGAGCCGAUUCAACUGGCAUUUCUGGCCUUGCUCGCUGGCAGGAUGGUCUAAAUGAAGCACACAUCACCAUCGCAGACGGAGACAUCGUCCUCAGCCAGACUGCACCGUUCCAGGGGAAAGAGUGAAUCAUGACUAAUGUGGAGGAUAAUCUGGAGCAGGUGAUACCAUGAAGAGAAGCUCACGGGUCAUCCAUCACCAACUACUAAGUCUUCUAAUCCUGGCACUGACUGAAGAACUGAUAUCUGCCGCUCACAAACUGUCCCCCAAGUCCAUGUCUCAAAGUUCUCUCACAGACUCAACAGCCGUAAGAAUGAUGUCGGCCAAGCCUAGUGCCGGCUCCAAGAUGGUGGACCGCGCUACAAAUAGACACAGGACUUUGGACACGGUCCACGGCUCCAAGAGCGGUUUGGUUGACUCCAUACCCAUUGAGAUCCAGCCCACCAUGUUGGUCUUUGCUGGGGGCGACCAGAGGACGAUGCCGCCCGCCGGUUCUUCGCGCGCCCAAAGCACUUUGUACCCGGAGGCGCCAGCGGCCGAGGGGAGGCUGGCCACGUCCCGCCAGGUUGGUGGGUUGUUGGUGGGCGGGAACGUCACCCUGCCUUCUUCCCCCACCGGCCACCAGCGUGAGGUGGUCUCCCCCAGUCCAGCCUCCGGGCUGAACGCGUCCACGGAGGAGGCCGCGCUGGGCCAGGCUGGUGGCCAUCUUGACUCUGAGCAGGUGGACAAAAGUGCUGGAGAAACUCAGCGGGUGCAGCAGCAUCCAUGGAGCGAAGGAAAUUGGCAACUAUCUGAGCACCUCGGGCAAGCGGAGGGAAGGGGUGUUGCUGAGGGGGAGGUUUCACAGACGCCGUUCCUGCCCGGAAUUCCGGCAAUGGACUCGUCCUCGCCGGCCCCCCCGACGUUUGGUGGUACCCUGUCGUUAAAAUGGCCGGCGACUCCAAUCCUGGAUCUCCUAACCUCCGCUCAGCAUUCCCCACAUAAAGACGCGGGGGAUGGGGACGGGGACUUCUCUGCCACGCUCUCUCUUCAUCUUUGGUCUUCUCCGGCCACGUCCAGCGCGCCCUCCGAGAGGAGGGAAGGCCUCGCCCCUCCCGGCCUUCUACCCACCUCGGCCUCGGCCGCUGCCGCCAUCUCCUCGACCCUGAGCCAGUCCGAAUCCACGGCGGCCGGCAGCUUUCUCAACAGGAUGGUUCCCGCCGAGACCCGAGGGCCGGACGCCCCCGGCAACGUCUCCCACGUCUCGGACGCGGAGGAGCCUCAGCAGAAAGCCACCAUCUGCCUCAGCAAAGUGGACAUCGCCUGGAUUAUCCUGGCUGUCAGUGUGCCUGUGUCGUCGUGCUCAGUUUUGUUUACAGUUUGCUGUAUGCAGAAAAAGAAGAAGCCAACAAACCCUGAAAAUAAUUUAAGUUACUGGAACGAUGCAAUCACUAUGGAUUACUUUAACAGACACGCCGUGGAACUCCCGAGGGAAAUACAGUCCCUCGAAACAUCUGAGGACUGCCUGUCAGAGCCACAAUCGCCGCCGAACGGCGACUAUGUGGACACCGGGAUGGUCCUGGUUAAUCCGUUCUGCCAAGAAACGCUCGCCGCCCAGAAGUCGUAGAAGUUCUGAGUGGUGGCCACAGGAAGGCAGGGUCCCGCUGAGCUUUCUGUAACUGCUCCAAGGUAUUUAUCACACCUGGCCAACUCACUCCACCAACAGCCUGCAGCUCCAAAACCUCACAGAUCUCUUUUUAUAUAUGUGUAAAGAAGACUUUGCAAAACAGUGCUUUAUAAAAUUAAAGUAUUUCUAAGCAGAAAACUA
Amblyraja radiata (thorny skate) is the source of this 1935-nucleotide messenger RNA. RefSeq names its product transmembrane protein 108 (gene tmem108). The transcript is spliced from 5 exons. NCBI's taxonomy places the organism in Eukaryota, Metazoa, Chordata, Chondrichthyes, Rajiformes, Rajidae. The record is from RefSeq and is a predicted model, not a curated record. Gene Ontology annotation, cellular component: early endosome; endosome membrane; axon. Gene Ontology annotation, biological process: dendrite extension; retrograde axonal transport; postsynaptic density organization. The coding region runs from base 298 to 1734 and encodes 478 amino acids.